Messenger RNA from Oreochromis aureus, 3411 nucleotides. RefSeq names its product tetratricopeptide repeat domain 22 (gene ttc22). Lineage: Eukaryota; Metazoa; Chordata; Actinopteri; Cichliformes; Cichlidae. Gene Ontology annotation, molecular function: protein binding. The record is from RefSeq and is a predicted model, not a curated record. The transcript is spliced from 8 exons. Bases 83 to 1801 code for a protein of 572 amino acids.
AGGUAGGAUCUUCUGCUACCUUAACCAUUACACUGGUUAAGAUUAUUUUUUAGCAUUUUUAACGUUUCUUAAAGAAGAGAAGAUGGAGGCUACAGAAAGGGAAAACACAGAGGACAUUGAGUCUCUCAUGGAGGACAUGGACUACAUCCCUGGCCACUUCCACCUGGAUCUAAAUCUUAACUGUGAUCCUACUGGGCCAGUGAAGCUGAGACAUCGGGACACUUAUUUAAGACAGGAAAGCCUGCGAGCUGACCUGGAAGCAGAAGUUGGGUAUUUGCAAUAUGCUGUGCGAAAUCUGUUGGGCCUGCUGGCUUUUAACCUGGAACAGCUGGACACUGCUGAGGAAGUAUUCAGGAGCAUUUGCAAAGAGGACCCUGGGAAUCUGAAUGCCUGGGCCAACCUGGGCUACGUGUACGACAAGCUGGGAAGAGAACUGGAUGCAGGGGAGUGUGUGGACAAAGUGUCCAACCUCAUGGGCGUGGAUGGCAGUGAGGCCUCUCAGGAUGAGAUCAGGAUUCUGGCUGCACGCUGCCUGGUCGAGCAGGCCUACGUCUUUCCAUACGAUGUAGAGCUGGACAGCGACGACGACUUGAGAGAGCGACUGAACACUGCACUGUCUUUUUACAACAGAGCCCUGCAUUAUGGGGGUGACCUGAUACCAAUAGAGGAAAAACGAAGCUGGUAUUUUAAAAUGGCAACAAUCUACAUAAGGCUGGACAACAUAGUAAAGACCAAAGAGGAUUCUGAGUACUCCAGACUUUCACACUACAAUAAAGGACUCAAAUUUCUGAAAGAAACACUGGAAUCUGAGAAAACACAGCACAAAGCUCUAGCUUGGUGUUAUGUCGGCAUCAUGUUAGAAAGGAAGAAGGAGUUUUCCCCUGUGCCCAUGUCCAUACACGACUGCGGUUUCUCGGCUUCAGAUCCUCUGUCCUGUUAUGGAACUGCUAUAAAUAUGGCCAGUGAUGAUGCAUUCAUCCUGAACCUUCUGGCCAGAGUCUUCUCUCUGCUGGGUAAACAUGACAUGGCUACAGGGAUCUGCAAUAUGGCCCUAAAUGUGCUGCCAGAUCCAGAACUCAACUGGCAGGCUUACUGCACCCGUGCCAAGAUCAAUAUAAUCCUGUACAUGAGGGACCUCGAGAAGGCAAAGCUUGGUGAUGGUGGAAUCCCAGACCGACAGAAGCUAAUUGAUGCUAGAAAAGACUUAGACAAAGUGCUUGGUGUACGCCCCUGUCUUCGAACACAUUUGGAGAUGGCACAGGUAUACUACUACAUGGGUGUAGAUGCACUCCAGGAGAGCCUUUUGGUGGAUGAGAGUGCAAUAAACUGUGCCCUGGUGAGUUUGUCCCACGCUCUGAAGUUUGAGCUGGGAGACUGCUUACCCGACCUUCAUGUGCUCAGAGGACGCUGCCUCCUUGUGAAAGGUGAGGAGCAGAAUGCCGUAGACUGCUUCAAAAAAGCUCUGGAGUUAGAGAAACGAGGGAGCAGAGACACCACAGCCCUGCGCUGCCUCUUACAGGCUCUCCUGACUCUGUUCAUGCAGGGAGACCCUGACCCUGGCAUUGUCAUCACUCAGCUGGAAAUGUGGGUGCUCAAGGCAGAGGAGCGGUACUCUCAGGACAUAGUGAAGGCUGAGCUGAGGUGCCUUUACAGUACACACAUGGCAGAGGUUACAGAGUUAUCCAGGGUUCUGAUCAGGACAGGACGCCUGGACCUAGUGAGGAGGCUGCUGGAUACAGUGGUGCCUAAACAGCUGGCUAAAAAGAGACCACUGGUCUUUAGGUCGGUCUCAUUAACAUGAAGCAAAGAUAUGGCUUGAACAGUUAUUAAAGAAUGACUUAACAUCAUUUCAUGUAUUUAAAUAAACAACUCUUACUAAGCGCUGUCUAUACAGCAUUUACAGGAUGUUUUCUCCAAACUGUGAUUAAUCUAUCGUUCUGUUUUUUUUAAAAAGAUGAGACCUGUAAAGUAUCGUAUUUUUUCGAGUGAUUCGCAAACUGAAUAGUUUUACAUCUUAAGCAGUCUUACUGCUAUUUGAGUAGCUAUUGCAAAACCCACACACUGUCCCACUACCUCUCACUUAGUAGAUGUUUUACCACUAAUGACCUGCAGAUGGGGGUAUAUACCAUAAGAUUGUUGUACCAAAAACAGAUUUGGCAACAAUGUAUCCUUUGUAUGUAUCCAGUGUAGCCUUUGAGAAUUGUGAUGUAAGUGUUUAUAAGACAUUUAAAAUUGCAUUUAAUAAAAUGAUUACUUUUGGAACACUUAAUACACCAGCUCUUGCAGAUGUGGAAUCUCAAUCCUGAGUAACACUUUUGCAAGAUUUUGGACCACUGCGUAAAGCAAAGUUCUUCACCCCUACAAAAAAAGGCUCAUGAAAAAAACAGAAGUGUUUGUAACACCAAGAAGGCUCAAGAGGCUGCAGGAGAGACGCUCCAAGUUUAAGCAAAUGUUAAAAGAAUGAUACUGACAGAGGUUUGAGGGGGCGCAAGCAUUCAGUUGACACAGUAAUUGUUGAUAUUUUCCUUAAUAUAAAUACAUGUCUAUUAAUUUGUAGUUAAAUUAAUAGGUUAUGAUGACAUAUACAUAACACAAAGCAAACCUGUUGCUUUAUUCUGCUGCAGUUUGAAGGAUAAAAUCACAAAGAAAUGUAUGUUGGGACUCUGUAGGACCGUUAAGGAAAGUACAGCUGGCUUAAGGUUUUUUUUUUUUCCCAAUGUUUGAAAAGUACAUUUCUAAAUUAGGGGUGUAACCUUCUGUACUUAAAAAUACUUACAGGCAGAUACAGUAAGAGUCUGGAAAGAAGAUUAUUGGAAAGAUUAUUUUUGCCAAAGUUGUUUUUUUGUUUUUUUUUAAAAAGAUACAAAUUGGUAAAAUCUUUAUAUAUGUUUUUUUUCUUUUUUGUCUUGCCAAAGAUAUCAAAAUGAGUCCAGUGUGAAGGUGAGUGGUUGUAUGUAUUUGCAAAAGCAGCUGAAGCAGUCUCCACCUUUCUGUGGAAGCCAAAAUGGAUUUUCAUUCCAUUGUUAUUCAAAUAUGUUCACGUAACCUUGAGUUUGUCGUGACGCAUUUCAGACGUCUCUACUGACUUCACUGCCACUACACUGGGGACUCAUGAGAACUUGUUUACAGAAUUUUAUGUUUUCCAUAUAACAGGAUGCUCAGGAUGGAUUUCAUUCAAAAGUAUAAAACAAUUCAGUCCCCGUUGGAAAAUCACAUUGUAAAUUUUUACAUAAAAGGAAAAAUGCUUUUAUUAAGUUCAUUUGACAACUUCUUUUGUUGAGCGCCGGUGCAGAAAGACAGAAGCUUACAUGAAGGACAAAAACAACCUGAAAAAAAGUUACAGAACUGCACAAAGAUUUCAAAAUGUUAUUAAUCUUUUAGUUCUAUCAAAUCAUAAACAAGAAGACUGAA